AUGUCCCUAUUCUCAUCUUGUCAGACCAUCCAUUCAUCACCUUCAUACAAAGAGCACACCUGUGACUGUGCUGGGGUGAGCCAGGGCGGAUGUUUGACACAUGAUCAGGGCCAGAUGUUGGGACCAGAGCUGGUACAGAUGUCAGAGGUUGAAUAUGCACACCUUCAGCAUCUUUUCCAGUCUCAAAUGGAGACACAGGCUGCACCUCCAGAUAGUCCAGACGCCAGCUCUCCACCUGCUGCUGUCAUAGUUAAAGACGCCCCUGGAUCUGAAGUGAUUUCUCCCUACACAUCACAAGUUAUGGACCUGUCAACCUCCAGUGAAGAUCACAACCUGGUGAUGCCAGGGGAAAAGACGCCUGCCUCUUUUGGUGAAGUCCCAGGAUUUGUUCUGGCCAGAAUGAGAGGGGAUGAUGUUUUGACUGAACCGCGUACCAACAACAGCAAAUCUGCACAGAAAAGACCUAAAUCUUCUGCUAGGGUCUGUUUGGAGACGAGGUUUAACACCAUAUCCAGUGAUACGCCGAGACGACAAGAUGUUCAGUCUGCAGUUCUUAGCAAUUCUUUGACAAUACUUCAGCAGUCUGCUGAGAGCCAGGAAGCAGGCAUACAUCCUCAGAUGCAGAAGUGGAUGAAAACAGACAGAGCAAAGCCUUUUGACCUAGCAGGACCAAUUGUUGGAGGUGUAUUCAACCCAGUCACCAACAUGUGUGAACAAGUGAUUGGCAGUCUUCCUUACAUGAUUGACUCUCAUCAAGGAUAUAUCAUCCCAAAGAAUUUAUCAUACAUUUUCCGUCCAGACAGAGUUGUUCAAACAGCCCACCGCACAACUGGAAGGAGCUCAGCAGAGAAGCAGCAGUUGGUGAACUCAGAAAGUAAUCUAAUUACUUCUGCUGCCUCCAGGAAAAAUAGUAGCACUCCCUGCCUUAAGCCCAAGAAGAGUGCUAAGACUGUUCCAGCCUCGGCUGUAGGGUCAGGAGGCGGCACCAGGAAAAAAAAACGACUUUAUAUUUCACCAAGCAAGCGCAGGGAGAGACACAAUAUGAAGGAAAGGGAACGCAGGAAAAUGAUCCGUCUAUGCUGUGAUGAGCUUAACAUGCUGGUGCCGUUCUGUAACUCUGAUAGCGACAAAGUCACCACCCUGCAGUGGACCACGGCCUUCCUCAGAUACAUCGAUAAGACUUAUGGGGACACGUUCAAAGAGGAGUUUAAAACAGUUUUCAGAGAUGAGAAAGGACUUUUUCCGAAAUCCUGCCUCGUGUCAAACCAGGAGCUGAUGCGCCAGGAGAUGGAUGAGAUCCUCACCAUCCCUCUUGCUGCGGAGCAAUGACCCCCCUCUUUAUGAUGAACUAGGGGUAUUUAAAGUUCACAUGUAAGCUUUUCUCUGCAGCCUGUCUGUGGGUAAGUUCAAUGGCAUGUAAUAUGUAUUAAAGUGUCCCAAUUUGCAAGCAUAACAUGAUUAUUCAGAUUUGGUACAUUUCAGGCUUAAUAUGGUUGGUUAUUCUUGGAGCCAGCAUUUGUAAACAUGGCAUUCCUAAAAGUCACAACUAGGUGGCACUGUUUCUCUUUAACAAAGAUUGAGCUAGUGCUAUUGAGAUAUCUCUACCUCUAACCAUAUUAAAAGUUUAGAUAUUUUAUUUGCAUCUUUUUUAGACUUCCCAUUUAAGUUCCA
This is a messenger RNA of Cheilinus undulatus (humphead wrasse), 1671 nucleotides long. Its product is annotated as transcription factor-like 5 protein. Gene Ontology annotation, molecular function: DNA-binding transcription factor activity, RNA polymerase II-specific; RNA polymerase II cis-regulatory region sequence-specific DNA binding; protein dimerization activity. Bases 1 to 1329 code for a protein of 442 amino acids. Gene Ontology annotation, cellular component: nucleus. The transcript is spliced from 6 exons. The record is from RefSeq and is a predicted model, not a curated record. Gene Ontology annotation, biological process: spermatogenesis; regulation of DNA-templated transcription. Lineage: Eukaryota; Metazoa; Chordata; Actinopteri; Labriformes; Labridae.